AUGGCUGCCCAGUCGAGGUACGGCAUUGAGCAACUUUUACCGCUGGCGGUGGGUUUCGUUGAAGGCACGUCAUGUCGCUUGUACAAUGAGGACAGAAACUUGUUGCGUAUUCGAGAGAAAGAGAGGCGGAAUCAGGAAGCUCUGCAGGAGAAAGACAAGUUCCCCGAGAAGACUCCCCUCUUUGCAGAACCCUACAAGACUAAUAAAGAAGAUGAGUUGUCAAGCCGAAUUCAGAACAUGCUGGGCAAUUAUGAGGAGGUCAAGGAGCUCAUCAGCAACAAGUCUCAUCAGAAUCUCAUAGGGAUUCCAAAAUGUGUUGCUCCUCUGAUCCCACAAGGAAAGCCUGAUCGCCCAUAUUUCCCUGAAAAAAGCAGCCAUAAUUUACCAGCUUCAUUCCACCGCGGAACCCGCCAUCCACCCAUGGGACCUAUGGUUGUAGCUCCUCCCCCUCCUAGCCACUCCAUUCACUACCAAAAGGCACAGUCAAGAACAGAACCAGCUUCAGGUUUGCACACCAAGAGUCACAGCUUAUCUAACGGUUGGAGUCAAGGUCAAGAACACAAAUGUGGUGUCCAGGAAAGUCACGCAAAUUUUCACCACAAGAGAAAUGAUAGGCGUGCAGUUGGUGAAGGUCGUGCUAAUGAACUGCAGGCCUCCCUUUUGGCACUUUCUCCAUUGCUGUCAUCUUUGUCUUCUCCAGUGACACCCCUGUCACCUCUACAUUCCAGCCAGCAUAUCAAUUCCAGGUCACAGAACAGCAGCAAAAGUCAUGGGCUGACCUACAGUCAAACAAAAUCAUCUCAGGACGACCUAGUAACAGGAUCACAGGAAAAGGAAAGUCGGGACAGCUCAGCUGUUAACCUGACCAGCAUCACUCAGCCUUCGUCUCAGACUUUUCCCCCACCUUUGCCAUCAAAAACCAGUGCAAUGCAGCAGAAACCAACUGCCUAUGUCAGACCAAUGGAUGGCCAAGAUCAAGCACCAGUUGAAUCACCAGAGCUCAAACCUCUGCUGGAGGAAUACCACGGAGAACCCAAUGAAAAAAUCUCAGAUUUGAAGGCGAACGCCAAAGCCAAACUAUCCAAAUUGGAAAUCCCUUCUGAGCCCAUAGAGCAAACCUUCCCCAGUGAUGUCCACUCCAUUGAAGAAAUUUUGAAGGAAAUGACCCACUCAUGGCCACCUCCCCUGACAGCUAUUCAUACGCCUAGUACAGCAGAGCCUUCCAAAUUUCCGUUCCCAACAAAGGAAUCACAGCAUGUUGGAUCUGUAGCACAGAAUCAGA
Messenger RNA from Charadrius vociferus (killdeer), 1282 nucleotides. RefSeq names its product AF4/FMR2 family member 1-like. The transcript is spliced from 6 exons. Gene Ontology annotation, biological process: regulation of gene expression. NCBI's taxonomy places the organism in Eukaryota, Metazoa, Chordata, Aves, Charadriiformes, Charadriidae. The annotation marks the transcript as partial. The record is from RefSeq and is a predicted model, not a curated record. Gene Ontology annotation, cellular component: super elongation complex.